This is a messenger RNA of Ochotona curzoniae (black-lipped pika), 2206 nucleotides long. RefSeq names its product MAGE family member E2 (gene MAGEE2). The record is from RefSeq and is a predicted model, not a curated record. Gene Ontology annotation, biological process: negative regulation of transcription by RNA polymerase II. Lineage: Eukaryota; Metazoa; Chordata; Mammalia; Lagomorpha; Ochotonidae. Gene Ontology annotation, cellular component: nucleus. Bases 174 to 1727 code for a protein of 517 amino acids. The transcript has a single exon.
GCUCUCUAGUGCUUGUUUAGAAAGAUCGCUCUUCUCAUCAGCUCACAUUUCUGGUCCGCCCAGCUUCCGAGUCUCAGGCUUCGGCUUUGGGCCGAGGCGCCAGCACACCUAGCGUCCUGUCUCUCUCCAACGGAUCGCAGACCUCCCAGUUCCGGCUCCUGCCUCCUGGAACCAUGUCUCUGGUAAGCCAGAACGCGCGCCACGGCAGCGCCGAGAGCACUGCAGAUUACAGCGACGGCCGGGGUGAAAUGCAGGCUGCUAACAUCUCCGGGCCCCCCACCUCCAUGCUUGUCUCCGAUGCUCCACAGGGUCCUCAGGGUGCCAGCGCUUCCCAGGCUGCGCAGGACCCAAAUGACCUCGAGGUCCUGAUCGAUGAGCAAUCCCGACGUUUGGGGGCGCUCAGGGUCCACGACCCUCUAGAAGACAGGUCCAUUGCGUUGGUGAAUUUCAUGCGAAUGAAAAGCCAAACCGAGGGGUCUAUCCAGCAGUCAGAGAUGCUGGAGUUUCUCAGAGAAUACUCAGAUCAGUUCCCUGAGAUCCUCAGAAGAGCCUCAGCUCACCUGGAUCGGGUUUUUGGAUUGAACCUCAGGGUUCUCGAUCCCCAGACUGAUACCUACAACCUAAUCAGCAAACGAGGUCCCCAGACCACUGAGCGGCUAGUAGAGUCCCUGGACAUGCCAAAGGCAGGUCUUCUGGCCCUGGUCCUAGGCCACAUACUUCUGAAUGGCAACCGGGCAAGGGAGGCCUCCAUUUGGGAUCUGCUGCUGAAGGUUGAUGUGUUGGAUGAGCCUCAGAGAGUCAACAACCUCUUUGGGGACACAAGGAACCUCCUCACGACUGACUUUGUGCACAUGCGAUUCUUAGAGUACUGGCCCGUAUAUGGCACCAAUCCCCUUGAAUUUGAAUUCUUGUGGGGCUCUAGAGCCCACAGGGAAAUCACAAAGAUGGAAGCCCUGAAGUUUGUGGCACAGGCCCAUGAUGAAGAGCCCUGGAACUGGCCAGAAGAAUAUAACAAGGCCCUGGAAGCUGACAAAGCCAAAGAAAGAAGUCAGGCUGCUGGCUUAGAGUUCUGGUCAGAGGACACAAUGAAUGAUAAGGCAAAUGAUUUGGUCCAGUUGGCCAUUAAUGUCACUGAAGAGUUGCUUCCUAUACAUCAGGAUGAGCUACUGGCUCACACUGGCAAAGAAUUUGAGGAUGUGUUCCCAAAUAUCCUCAGUCGAGCGACCCUGAUCCUUGAUUUGUUCUAUGGGUUCUCUCUGAUUGAAGUUGAUACCAGUGAGCACAUCUAUCUCCUUGUCCAACAACCAGAAUCCGAAGAAGAGCAAGUGAUGCUGGAGAGCCUGGGGAGACCCACUCAAGAAUAUGUGAUGCCAAUCCUGGGUUUGAUCUUCCUGAUGGGCAACCGUGUCAAAGAGGCCAACGUGUGGAACUUGCUUCGAAGAUUUAGUGUCGACGUAGGGAGAAAGCAUGCCAUCACCUGUAAGCUUAUGAGGCAGCGCUAUCUGGAAUGCAGGCCACUGUCCUAUUCGAAUCCAGUUGAAUAUGAGCUUUUAUGGGGUCCUCGAGCCCACCUUGAAACCACCAAAAUGAAAGCCUUGGAGUACAUGGCCAGGCUCUACAGAAAGCGACCACAGGACUGGCCAGAGCAAUAUCGAGAGGCUGUGGAAGACGAAGAGGCCAGAGCCAGAUCUGAGGCAACUGCCAUGUUCUUCUUUGGCUCCGUGUGAAGUGCUGCAAGAUGUAUUACUGCAGCUGAGUGGCAUUGUUAAAGGGGCCAUGGCAGAGAUGGGGCACUGGAGCCCCAAAUCCAAAGUUGGGGUAGGGAGUACACAUUGUGCUUGUUAUCUGUGUUCCAGUUCUAAAAGUGUUCCCUUCCUUUUAAUGUGCCCUUGAAUUAGAGGUGUGAUCAAUGUUUAUAAAUGAAAUUUCUCAUUUGCCAUUUCUGUCUUAAACAUUGAAGUUCAGAUAACUGUGUAAAAUGUAUUGGUAAUAUUUACAUCUGUGAAAUAAGUAGUAAAAUGAUUCUGGUUUGGGAGUUAAACGAUAAUAACACACACAUGACAAAAACAAACAUGAAACCACUGCUCUAUGGACAUUCUUCCUUGUGUCUACUUUCGUGUAAAAAGGAAAAAAAAAAAGACUGCCAUUUAUCUGUAUUUGCUUUGCUGUUCCAGAGUGUAGUGAAAAAUUAAAAAGCAUAAUGAAG